Molecule: messenger RNA, 814 nt
Organism: Drosophila guanche
Lineage: Eukaryota; Metazoa; Arthropoda; Insecta; Diptera; Drosophilidae
Exons: 2
Coding region: 354-641 (95 amino acids)
Source: RefSeq, a predicted model, not a curated record
CAGUACAUUCCGCUCUGAACAUUCUGAAAAAAGUAUACACUUUUAUAUUUGGUUGCAUGAGUUUUCCACCACCAAAAUAAGAACGAUCAAAGGGAGUGCAACAUUGGAGCAAGAAAGAGAGAAAGAAAGAGCGAGAGAGAGAGAGGGAAAAAGAGAGGAAGGGCGCGCAUAUGAUGAUAACCGGUUUUCGUUUCCACAUUUGUUUGUUUUUUGUUUUUUUGGGUCGGUGGUCGAUGUCUGGUUUUCCAAAUUUAGAAUGCACCGGCUGAUUGGAGCGUUCGCUUGUCUAUCAACAUAGCUCUUCAUAAGCACUAUUUAUAAAUAAAUAUACAAAUAUAAAAUCUUACAAAAUCAUGGCUACAAUGGAUGAUCAUUUCAGUCGAGUCUUGAGGAAGAAUCCCACCAUCCAAAAUGACCUGCGUGGCAUUUUCAAGAACUCUGAAUGUGACUCUCCAGAGCGGUCAAUCACACUCUCGCAGAUACGUGCUGCUUAUGGCGAGAGAACCGGCAAUGAAUUUCCCAUCAAGGGUGGCACGCGCACGCAAAUGUGUUUCAUUUUGACAGUGCCAUAUAUCUGCUGUUUUACCAGUCGAAUUGGCACAUUGCGCUUCUAUACGAUUGACAUUAAUCAGGAGAGAUAGAAGUUACUUCUGCAACUGUACUCGUUCAGGAAAGCAUCUAGUCAUUUGAGUGCAAUUUUUGUAUAGCAGUAAGAAAAUUCUAAAAAGUAAUUGUCUAAAUGGAAAACUUAACUAAAUUUACCUCUAAUGUAAAUUGCCUUAAAUAUGAAUAAACAUGUCUCUGACCAGUGUAA